Molecule: messenger RNA, 826 nt
Organism: Alligator sinensis (Chinese alligator)
Lineage: Eukaryota; Metazoa; Chordata; Crocodylia; Alligatoridae
Gene: CRYBB2
Product: crystallin beta B2
Exons: 6
Coding region: 152-766 (204 amino acids)
Biological process (GO): lens development in camera-type eye; visual perception
Molecular function (GO): structural constituent of eye lens
Source: RefSeq, a predicted model, not a curated record
CCGCAUUCUCCCUCGGGGCGCGGCGCGGGCUAGUUUGUAAAUAGCGUUGGCACCGUUCCCCCGCGCCGCGGUAUAAAUUGCACCCUCAGCCCCAGCCCGGCACUGGCUCAAGCAGGUACUGGUACAACGGCAACAGCCCACCUGGGUCAGCAUGGCUUCUGAACAUCACCUGCCGCUCUCUAAGCAACAGACCAACCCGAAGAUCGCCAUCUUCGAGCAGGAAAACUUCCAGGGGCGCUGCCAUGAAAUCAAUGGGUCCUGCACCAGUUUGAAGGAAGCCGGAGUGGAGAAAGUGGGCUCCAUCCUGGUGCACUCUGGACCCUGGGUUGGUUACGAGCAGGCCAACUGCAAAGGGGAGCAGUUCGUGUUCGAGAAGGGAGAGUACCCGCGCUGGGAUGCCUGGACCAACAGCCGGAGGAGCGACAUCAUCGGGUCCCUGCGACCCAUCAAAGUGGACAGCCAAGAGCACAAGAUCGUUCUCUUCGAAAACCCCAGCUUCACUGGCAAGAAGAUCGAGAUCAUCGAUGACGACGUGCCCAGCUUCCACGCUCACGGCUACCAGGAGAAGGUGUCCUCCGUGAGGGUGCAGAGUGGCACGUGGGUGGGGUACCAGUACCCAGGCUACAGAGGUUACCAGUACCUGUUUGAAAAGGGGGAAUACAAAGACAGCUCGGAGUUCGGCGCCCAGCACCCCCAGAUCCAGUCCGUCAGGCGCAUCCGGGACAUGCAGUGGCAUCAGCGAGGGGCUUUCCACCCCACCAACUAGAGCCCCUCUCCCCUCCCGAGUGCCUGGAAGAGGAAGGGAAGCGAGACGAGCUUUCCCGUG